GCCACGAAACCUUGCUCUUCUGCGUCACCACCCCGCACGUGCUCCCGCGCCCCACACCUGUCCUGCAUUUGGGUUUGCACAGUCUGCUCUCUACACGAAUAGACUACAUUCUCUUCACUCUAGCUCUGAGCUCUCUUACUCAGCUCAUAUAACUUCGGCGCCAAAGCUUGCAUUCCUUCGAUCAGCAUCUCUUGUUCAAAGCAAAUCUAACAAGCGCCCUUCUCAUCUACUAGCAGCUUCGAGCAGCUCUCUAUGCUCCCCUCUCAGCUUGCCCCAAACUGCAGCUGAGGGUAUUCACACCACUGCGCUCCCAUGGGGGGCUCGGCGCUGGGGGACGCCACUGAUGGCCGGCGAAGAUCCCCCGAGGAGUAUGAGGCGAUCAAGAAGAGAGUUCUCGAGGUGGUAACCCCGCUUUACGACCGGGUCAAAGUCCCGAGGCACAUCGCGGAUAAGGAGGACUUUGGCGACCUGGAUGUGAUGGUGCAGGGAGUAAGGAACCCAAAGCAUGUUGAGAUCAUAAGGGAAAAGCUCCAGUCCAAAAAGGACCACAGGAACAGCGACAACCACAGCUACGAGUUCGAAGGGUUUCAAGUGGACAUCAGUAACGCAGGCCCGAAUGACUUCGACAUGUUUUGCGUAUAUCACGAGUUCGGCGACAUGAUGGGGCUGCUGGGCAUGCAGGCCAGCUACGUGGGUCUCAAGCUGGGCCAGCAGGGCCUGUAUUUGCGGCUCGAGUCCAAGGACGCCGGCGAAGAGAACAACAGCCUGAUAAAGCCGUACGAGCUCAUCUUGACGACCGACCCCCUGAAGGCGUUCGCUUACCUGGGCUGCGACGUACAGCAGUACCAGAGAGGCUUCCAGACGCAACUAGAGAUGGCGGAGUUCCUCUGUCGAACAAAGUUCUUCCGCCCGUACGUGUUCCGUCCGUCUGCGGCUAAGUACGACGCCCGGAGAAGAUUGCUCCACCGACCAAUGUGCAUCUUCUUCCGGGACUACCUCGCCCUCCACUUCCCGGAACAGAUGUUGGAAGAAUUCCAACCGCCGCCUGAGCUCAUACCCGAUAUAAAGGCCAUACGCGAUCAGGCCAUCCGCGAUUUCGGCAAGCAGGCCGAACGCGACACGUGGGAAGUAAAGGCGCGCCGCUUCCUCGGGCUGCGCCACAAGCUCCCCGGCAGUCUGCUUAUGGAGGUUUCGGGGUAUAAGGGCCCGGCACUGGGCGAAUUUAAGAAGGCGUUUCUGGCGCAGUGGUCGGACAAGGACGCGUUUGAGGACUUUCUGCUGGCCUCGACGGACGAGCAGAUACGGACACGGCUACAGGCUUUUGCAGAUGGUUAUGGGUAGAGGGUGCACGGUCGAACUACUCCCAAAUCAGGUUAUAGAUUUCAAUGGUUAGCCUAGGCAUCUGAACAGCACGCCUCUAAAUACACCGCUGCAGAUUCUACCGCGACACCACCACGUUACUGCGAUGAUACUCCAAAAGAUCUGGAUCCCUAUAUGACUCAAUCGUCAGCAAACCGCGUGGGUUAUAGGCCGCUCAGUAUUCGGG
Molecule: messenger RNA, 1546 nt
Organism: Klebsormidium nitens
Lineage: Eukaryota; Viridiplantae; Streptophyta; Klebsormidiophyceae; Klebsormidiales; Klebsormidiaceae
Source: the annotation of a GenBank genome assembly